Penicillium vulpinum is the source of this 762-nucleotide messenger RNA. RefSeq lists its product as uncharacterized. The transcript is spliced from 6 exons. NCBI's taxonomy places the organism in Eukaryota, Fungi, Ascomycota, Eurotiomycetes, Eurotiales, Aspergillaceae. The annotation marks the transcript as partial. The record is from RefSeq and is a predicted model, not a curated record.
CUCCUCGCAGAGAAUAGGAAGGAGCUAAAUCGCUACCGAAAUGGUCGCGAACCCUUAACGGAAAGCGAACAAAGCCAGAAAGGGGAGAUUAAGCGAGAUAUCGAAAAAUUCGAAGAGAGUUUCGUUCCCACAAAAAUAAGUGGCAAAAUCAUUUAUCAAACUACCCUGAAGACAAAAAGGACUGGGAAGCUUUUAAAGAAUAGACAAAAACCCUACUUUAUAACUCCUACAAUAUCGUUACCGAUAUCCUUAUCCUCUACCAAAAAGCCGAGAUACAAUCAAAAGUAUCGAUACUCUGGAAUAUACACUUCUCGGGCUAAAAAAGGAAAGAAUAUCCUAUACCUACCCCGGAUAGGCGGAAGAAGGGAAACUACACCGACUCGACAACGAAUCAAUCCUAAUCUAACACCUUAUUAUCAGCAAACCCUAAGCCCUAUAGGGGACGUAGGGGCUUUAGAGGAAGAGGCUAAUCUAGAGGCCGGGGCAGAGGUCGAGGAGGAUCAAAAUCCCACGCCUCCGCCCCGAUUCGGUACAGACUAUACAAUCACUUAUCUAAGCCUUACGCUCCAAUACCCUAAGACAGUCGGGAAAAGUGGAAGAGCUAGGGUAGACCCCGAUAUACCAGCUCCGUACCCACUGAUCGGGACCGUAAUAUACCUAUAUACGCCAAUUACUCUCGAUAACGGUGUUAAAACCUAUACAGACCUAGAUACUGGUGCCGAAUACGACGUAGUUAGUAAGGAAUUCGCUUAUAAGAAUUAA